UAUUCUGGUCCCUUACGAUCGGCCACGCUGUACAGUUUCAUUUGUCCUGACGCGAUGGUGGGAGUAUAUGGGUAUUGUGCCAAAUUCUCGUACAUCGGAUCUACUCUUGUUUCAUUCGUCGUUUCUCUGUUAUCCGAGUUCUAUUCGGUCAUCUCCUUCUUUCUCUGCGGAGGGUUGUAUAUUCAAUCCCCCGUUUAGGAAAAGACAGCAUCACGUACCCAAAUCUACCCUUUCUAGAAACCCCCUUUUAUAUACUUUAAUAUCCUAGAACGAUCCUUGCUAUCAUCCACCCCCUUCCUCAAAAGCAUCCCUCCUCCCUCACUAACCACUACGUACAGCCACACACUCACAACUUUUCCCGAACAACAACAAGCAAAGAACAAAAUGAUCCUCCCAACACUCCUCACUUCCCUCAUCAUCCCUUCCCUGGCCCUCGCGCUCCCCGCCCCGCAGGCCUCUACGAUCCCGAGCGGUUAUCGCAAGGUGUACAUCACGUCUGCGGUUGAUACGAAAUACGUGGUUGUGCCCAAGGCAGCUACGGCUGCGAAUGGAGGGCUCGUUGUUGUUUUCAUUUAUUCACAAUCUCUACACCUACUCGUGUCAGUCUUUCGACGGAAAGAGAAGAAGGUCUUUUCGGUUGAUAGAAUUGAAAGAGAUUUGCGAAAGGGAUUUAAGAGUUAUUGCUCACUUAUCACUCCACUCUCGUCCCUCAAAUCCACACCGAAAAGCCCCCGUUACCUACACCUUGAACUAACCACUGCUUUUCUCGAAAAAACCAGACAAACCCUAACCAGCAAGCCAAUCCAACAAUGGCAUCUCACCGCCAACUCCACAAAGAUCUACGUCGCAUCGGACGCGACUUUGUGUCUCGACGCCGGUCCCAAGACUGCGUGGAAGGACAUGGCUCCAGUCUACACAAACACAUGCUCCGACACCGCGCCGGGACAGCAGUGGAUUGCGUUGGGCGAUGGUAGGAUUGCUGUUGCGGGGUCGAGUCCUCGUAUGUUUACCUCCCUUCCUCCCCUUUCUUCCUCUCUUUCCUUCUUCUUUCAGAAGAGGGUGAUUGCGAGGGGAUAUGCUGACGCUAAUUUCUGUUGGAAUAUAGAGGAGUGUCUGGACCUGCAGUACAUGCGUGCUACGCAGAAUAACCCUGUUGGAUUGUAUGCUUGCGCUGGCCUGGGGAACACGGGGGCGAAGGAUAAGGGGAUUAACUGGCCGUUGUUGGAGGUCACGGGGUAG
Molecule: messenger RNA, 1239 nt
Organism: Periconia digitata
Lineage: Eukaryota; Fungi; Ascomycota; Dothideomycetes; Pleosporales; Periconiaceae
Source: the annotation of a GenBank genome assembly